Messenger RNA from Trichomycterus rosablanca, 8306 nucleotides. It is a transcript of the gene dlc1, whose product is annotated as DLC1 Rho GTPase activating protein. Gene Ontology annotation, biological process: signal transduction; actin cytoskeleton organization; regulation of Rho protein signal transduction. The record is from RefSeq and is a predicted model, not a curated record. The transcript has 18 exons. Gene Ontology annotation, molecular function: GTPase activator activity; lipid binding; protein binding. Bases 454 to 6171 code for a protein of 1905 amino acids. Lineage: Eukaryota; Metazoa; Chordata; Actinopteri; Siluriformes; Trichomycteridae. Gene Ontology annotation, cellular component: focal adhesion; membrane raft.
CCUAAGAAGCUUAAUUAAAGAUCUGGAAGACAAUUAGACGGUUAUAGAAGGUUUAUGACCUUUAAAAACAGGAGAGCCAGUUGACUUUUUGGGCAAGAUUGACAAAUUAGAAACUGGGAGACCCAGUGGGAUUGUUGGGAUUAUGAGAUCCGGUUUUUCGCGGAGUCACGUGCACAUGAGUGCCGUGUUUCGGCAUUCCUAAAGCUGUGUGAUCUCAUCACCGCCUGAAUGACCCGGAUGACCCCAGACCUGGGUCAGCUGUGUCAGGGCUGAGCUCACCAUCCACCCAGGACUUUGGGUAACGAGUCGCGACAUCACCGAGACCUCACGCCACUGAACAGCGGACAAAAAGUCAACAGAGGCAACAGAGACAAGGAAAGAACAGCAUUGUAGAGGUCUGUUUUAGUACUUUGUGGGUGUCUGUAGCAGAGCUCUAUGGGAUAGCAAAGGUCUAUGGUCAUGCAUGUAGCCUUGCGCAAAAGGAGAUGGGAGGACCGGGUGACCCUGCUUUCAAGAAAACAGUACAGCUAUGAUGACCUCGACCUGGAUUGCUGCGAUGCUGUAGCCAUUGGCGGUAAUGGCUCAGAUAGAGGGCGAGGCCAUCGAGAAAGAUGUGCAUCAAUGCCAGAAUGUUACCACCAGCCCAAGAUUGAAAGUUGUCUAGAAGAAGAUGACGAUAAAGGUGCUCAAGGGAACAAGAAGAAGACGGCUAUACCUGGAUUUAAUGAUGUAGGACCUUCUAGCUUUGAGGAUAUUAAGGGAACAUCAAUGACUGACAAAUCUUCUAACCAAUCACCAAACAGCACUGCAGGACAGAACUCUGGACUAAACCAGUUGGCUUCUAUGUCCAGUCUUGUUUUCGGUAAAGAUCAUGAACAUGUUAAUAUGAUAAAAAAGGAAGAGAAUGCCAGAAAUAGUAAUAAUAAUAUCAUCCCGAAAGAGGAAUUCAAGAAAGUAGAGGGAGAAAAUCAAGACACAGAGAUGACUAAACUGGAGGAUGAAGAAGAUGGUGCUGCAAUAGACACUGCUGGAGAUACUAUGGCAGAGCAAGAAGGAGCCUUGCCCAAGGGUACAUCUAAGGAGGCUUUACCUGUGCCACUCUCAUCUGAGGAACAGAUUACAGAAGAUGGUAUUGAUAGUAUUUCAAAUAGUGACCUGAUCAUUGAGAUAAAGUCUGAGGUUGUGGAUUUUGCUCAGGUUGAAGUUCUUGAACAUGUUAAUAUGAUAAACAUGGAAGACAAUGCUAGUAAUAAUAAUAUCUCCACAUUUACGGACCCAUUUUCUGAAAAGCUUCUAGAGUUAGAGGUCAAGGAAGUGGAUUUCUGUAAAAUAGCCGAGACCAUGGACAGCAGUUCCUCCAAAAACGACUGUUUGGAAAUCAUCCCAAAAGAGGAAUUCAAGAAAGAAGAGGGAGAAAAUCAACUGGAAGACGGAGAUGAUGGUGCUGCAAUAGACACUGCUGGAAAUACUGUGGCAGAGGAAGAAGGAGCCUUGCCCAUUGGUACAUCUAAGGAGGCUUUACCUGUGCCACUCUCAUCUGAGGAACAGAUUACAGAAGAUGGCAUUGAUAGUAUUUCAAAUAGUGACCUGAUCAUUGAGAUAAACUCUGAGCUUGUGGAUUUUGCUCAGGUUGAAGUAAACACGGAAGUGAAUGGCAGUAAUAAUAAUAUCUCCACAUUAAUGGACCCAUUUUCUGAAACGGUUCUGAAGUUAGAGGUCAAGAAAGUGGAUUUCUUCAAAAUAGCCGAGACCAUGGACAGCAGUUCCUCCAAAGUCGACUGUUCAGAGGUCAUCCCAAAAGAGGAAUUCAAGAAAGAAGAGGGAGAAAAUCAACUGGAAGACGGAGAUGAUGGCACUGCAAUAGACAGUGCUGGAAAUACUAUGGCAGAGCAAGAAGGAGCCUUGCCCAAGGGUACAUCUAAGGAGGCUUUACCUGUGCCACUCUCAUCUGAGGAACAGAUUACAGAAGAUGGCACUGAUAGUAUUUCAAAUGGUGACCUGAUCAUUGAGAUAAAGUCUGAGGAUGUGGAUUUUGCUCAGGUUAAAGUUCCUAGCUUAGAUUCUAGUGUCUCAAACUGUAUUGAACAUGACAAACCAGAAAGUGAGCAGGUUGUCACCAAUGAAGAGGUAAAUGCAUCAACGGCACAUGAGUCGUCUCCUUGCUCGUUGGAAUUCUGCAGCAAUUCUACCAAGCUUAGAGACUGCCACACCAAACUGGACCCAAUCCUGGAGAUAACCUGUAACCCAGUGUUGGCAGAAGAGCCAAACCCCCCUGAUUCAUUAAAGUUCUCGUAUUCCAAGAGUGCUGAAAUCAUUCCCCAAAACAAAGACUUGCUCCAAAGUUCCACAGGGGGGGCAGUUGAGUCAGGAUCUCUGGACAGUUUCCAAAACAACAAUGUCAAAAAGCUCCAAACAGAUGACGAGUCUUCUUCGGAAGGUAUGCAAGCCUUCCAGUCAAAGGGACACAAAGGGAAUUGGCAGUCAAGUCCAAAUAUGGACAAGGAUGAUGAGGUGGCUAGGAAGUCGAAAUCUCAGGAGCCUCCAGUCAAGCUUCGGGCACGUAAGAGUUCUCGAGAGGACAAAGAGAGGGAACGGUCUCAGUUGGACUCUAUGAUUCUGCUCAUAAUGAAGCUCGAUCAGCUAGAUCAGGAGAUCGAGAACGCUUUGAGCUCCGCCUCCUCGCCCAAGGACACGCCCACAACAAAUAAACGCUUCGUUUCGGAAGUGGAUUUGGUGUCGUUGAACGGGGAUGGAAGUCUCGCCGGUUCAUUGAAUUCACUCAACACUUCUCAUCACCACUCAUUAUCGUCUCUGUGUUCCACCAAGAACAGGAUCUCUGCUGCAUUAACGGAGACAGACAGGGCAGAAAUCGAGGCUAAGGAGGCGUGUACGUGGCUCCGUGCAGCUGGUUUCCCGCAGUACGCUCAGCUCUAUGAAGAUGGCCAGUUUCCAAUGGAGAUUUCCUCAGUCACCAGGGAUCACGACUUCCUGGACCGAGAUGCCAUUGAAGCACUUUGCAGGAGACUGAACACUCUCAACAAGUGUGCCAUGAUGAGACUCGAGAUCACUCCUCAGAGAAAGAGGAGCGAGGACUCCGAUGAAGACGAGCCCUGUGCCAUCAGUGGCCGUUGGACCUUCCAGCGGGACAGCAAGCGUUGGUCACGCCUAGACCAAAUGGACCUGGAUGUCUUCAGCCCUCCUGCAGGGGAUGCUGUUUGCACGUCCCCCUUCCUCGGCUCUCAGGAUCAGCGUCUGCCCGGAGGCGUCCUAUUCCGGGAGCGAGUUGGCGUGAGUGCUGAGAGUGUGCUGACGGAGCUUAGCGAGCAGCCGGAGGUGGAAUCAUUGCACAGCACAGAGAGCGUUGGCCGUAGAGGAUUGCGUAGCAUAACCGUCCCAUCCAGCCCUGCUACCACCAAUUCUAACGUUCCUACAGCCUCUACUACACGUGCUAGCUCUGUUGCAAGCGUAUGUUCUUCUGGGACUUCUGGCGCCAACGAAGAUUCGCUUUCUGAUGGGAUUCCGUCGCCACUCGAACAAGGAAGCUUUACGUUUGAUGCCAGGAUCUUGGGGGGCAGUAAAAGCACACGGUCACGGGCCAAGAGCUUCUUAAAGCGCAUGGAGAGCCUGCGACUGCGCAGUAGUAGCACCUCUUUGAAACGCAAAAAGAAGGGCGUGAGCACUGGCAGACUGGAGAUUAGUGGCCCGGUGUUAAAGGAAGGCUUUGACGAGGACAAACUGCGACAGCUCAACUGUGUUGACAUUGCGACACUGGAGCGCAGCAGGGACAACAACCGUAGUAUUUCCUACUCUACUCAAACGAGCAGUGGAAGCACAGGCAGCAGCCAAUCAGAGACAAGCAGCGGAAGUACUGUGAGCACUCCUAGUCCAGUCACGAGGGCACGCAGCCACAGCGCUGCCGCUGGCUCCAUUAAACGUGUGGGAAUGUACCUGGAAGGGUUUGACCCGUUCAGCCUCGUGCAGGAAAAUGAAAACCCGCCGAACCUCAACUGUGGAAGAAGGGCGGAGCCGAGUAUCACCUCUGAGAACAACCGGCGAAACCGUAAAAGGACGGAUGAGAGGAAGGUGGAAGAUAAGAAAAUCGAGGAGGAAGGUGGGGUGAUAUACUUCUACCUUCCUGAUGGUCACAAGCCGGGAACCUUUCCUAAAUUGCUCGCCGAUGGUGGUCCCAUAAACCAUCGCCAAGGUUCCUCCGCGUCUCUGGACAGUCGGUUGAGCUUUUACGACAACGUACCCUUCUCUGAAGAGUUAGACGAAAACGAGGAACCAGCAGGGAACGACGACCCGAAGAUCAAGAAUGUCCUAGAGAGAGUUACCGGCCUACAGCAACUGGUCAGCGCAUGGACGGAAUCGGCCCCCGGCGAGGACGAAGAGGAUGAAGAGGAAGGAGACUCGGACUCGGCUUUGGAUUCUGCCUCUCCUUGUCCUUCGUCGCCACUGCAGAACCGAUUGAUGGAAACGGAGAAUGGGAGCGACCAGGAGAGCACGGGGAACCCUCUAGGGGAGCAGGAUGAUGCUGUGAGCGCCAGAGAGAGGCGAGACUCCGGCGUGGGAGCGUCGCUUACACGUACCUGCAGGCCUCAGAAACUUCGCUGGCCCAGUUUCCAAAACUCUCACCGUCCAAGUGUGUCGUCAUCGCCCCUGCAGCUUGGCUGCCAGUCGGUACUGCAGAUGAAUCUGCUGCAGAAAUACAGUCUGCUCAAACUCACAGCACUGCUGGAGAAACACACACCUACCAACAAACACGGCUUCAGCUGGGCUGUACCGAAGUUUAUGAAGAGGAUGAAGGUGCGAGACUCAAAGGAUCGAAGUGUGUUUGGUGUAGCGCUACAGGUAAACGUACAGAGAAGCGGACAGCCAUUACCACAAGGAAUACAACAAGCCAUGCGCUACCUGCGGAACCAUGGCCUUGACCAGGUGGGUUUGUUCAGAAAAUCCGGGGUUAAAUCCCGCAUUCAGGCUCUACGCCAGAUGAACGAGUCGUGCGGCACGGAAGGGGGUGGAGUCAGCUACGAGGGCCAGUCAGCUUACGACGUGGCGGACAUGCUGAAGCAGUAUUUCAGAGAUCUACCGGAACCUCUGUUCACCAGCAAACUGUCCGACACCUUCCUCCAGAUCUACCAGUUUAUCCCGGAGGAGCAGCGGGUGCAGGCGGUACGAGCUGCAGUGUGUUUGUUACCUGAUGAGAGUCGGGAAGCGUUACACACCUUGCUGUGUUUCCUGAGUGAUGUAGCGGCGAGCGUCAGUGAGAAUCAGAUGACCUGCACUAACCUGGCUGUGUGUCUCGCACCGUCACUCUUCCACCUUAACACCGCCCGCCGGGACGCCUCCUCACCCAGGGUAAUGAGCAGGAAGAACACACUGGGUAAACCAGAUCAAAGAGACCUGAACGAAAACCUCGCUGCCACACACUGCCUCACACACAUGAUCCAGGAGUGUGGACGACUCUUCCAGAUCCCGGAGGAGGUCUCUCGCUGUAGGAACUCGUACAUUGAGCAGGCGCUGAUCCCGCCGAGGAUUGAGGAUCUACUGGACGGCUCCUGCACCUACAGAAACCUGGUUAAAGAGAGCAUGGAUGCUCUGCUGAAAGAGGCGAAAGAAAAGUUCAGGGGUUACGAUACCUGUUCAACACCCGAACAUGCCGAGCUUGCCUGUAAAAAGGUGCAUGACGGCUGGUCCCUUCGGCAGUGGAAGGUCUGCGUGGAGGUGGCGGCGGGACCGGACGAAAUUCUGCAGCGGAUCCUUCGCGAGCAGGACCGCUGGGAUGAGGAUCUGCUGGAGAGUCGAGUGAUCGAGACGCUCGACACCGACACCGAUGUCUACCAGUACAUCCGGAACAGCAUGGCACCUCAUCCACCUACCGACCACGUGGUGCUCAGGUCAUGGGUGACGGACCUCCCUAAGGGUGGCUGUGCUUGCGUCUGUGUGUCGGUGGAGCACGAGGCGGCGCCGGUGAUUGGCGUCCGCACCAACGUGAUAACGUCACGCUACCUCAUCGAACCAUGUGGACCAAACAAGAGUCGCUUAACGCACAUCUCCAGAACUGACUGCAGGGGUCGCUGUCCUGAGUGGUACAACAAGCUGUAUGGCCACCUGUGUGUUUCGGAACUGGUGCGAAUAAGGGAUUCUUUUACCUGCCCACUGGACAAAUAAACACACCCUCGGACAUUGUUCUUCUGGAGGACUGAAACAUCAGAGGAAAAGGAGGAUGAUGUUUAUACUUAUAUUAUUACCUAGUGACACACAGCAUGUCACAACUGGACAGUUAGAGACUGUGAUUAUGCUACCAGAGGACCACAGACCAAUGCAUAUAAGACACAAGGUCACAGUAAUGGCCUGAAAGACUGAAACGUCUGUGACUUCAUAUAUGAUGAUGAUGUCAUGGAUAGAUUUGCAAUGCUUCUGAGAAGCAAAAUAUGUGUGUGUGAGAGAGAUGUGAGGCAUUCCAUGUGUGUGUGCGUGUGUUUGGUCAGUUAUGUCUGUGUCUGCAUGGUUACUAAGCUCUUUCACUGUAUCUGCAUGUAUAACAGAAGAAUGAAUGACUGGGUGGAUGAUGGAUGAGUGGGUGGAUGGAUGAUUACACAGACGACUGUAUGAAUGGGUGUAAGAAUGGACGUGUGGAUGGACAAAUGGGUGGACGAUGCAUGGCCGUUUGUAUGUAAAUGAAAGGUAACGGAACUGAAUGCUGGUGGCUGGAACACCCUGAAAGUAAAGGAGAAGUGAACACGGGUUAGUAAAGUAUGGGUCCACGAUUCAGAAUUGUUUUUAGCGUUAAAAAAGGAUAUUAAUAUAUAAAAUAUAGAUGGUGAGAACACGGCUACAGUUUUAUCCUACCUAACAAACCUACUGCACAGCGACACACUUUUACGUUUAACUUUAAAGACUAAUAAACUCUAAUCUGAUCAUUUUACUGCACUAGCAAGUAAUUCUGCUUUGCAUCAAAAUGCUUACAGGAAUAUAAUACCUUUAAGAAUUAACUUCUACUGGCUUAUAUAAAGUACCCUUGCCAGUAUUUGUGUUUUUUUUCUUCUUUUGUCUGCUCCUGUAUGUAAGGGUCACCAAGCACAACUGGUACAGUUUCUAUUCCGGAUGCCCUUCCUAAUUCAAACCUUCUAUUUCUAUAUGAGCCAAUCCAAUGCAGGCUUCAUACCCAGGUAUAGCCAAUCAUGUCUGCGUAGACACCCAGCUGGUUGAUAGCUCAGCUAAAUUAUUUUUUUUACAAAUGAAGGUUUAAAAUUAGUACUACAUUAUGCUUAAUGUCUUACAAUCAAGUCUUAGUAUUUUAUGAGAAUUAUUACAGAAUAAUUAAGGUAAGUUUGUAUUAAAGUCUAACCUUUAAGAAAUAAUUAUUAUUACUUUAUUUAAAGGGUAAAAUAAUCAUCAUGCUAGUCGCCACUACUUUAGCUUCAUAAAGACACCGUGUAGCAGUUCUUGAUGGUGGAUUCAGACUUUUGUACCUGACUGUAUGUUGUGAUGGACCAAAGCUACAGAGUUUUCUUUAAAAAAGAAAAUUAAAUGAUUGAUAGAUGAUAAAAGAAGAACUUGUUAGACGUGUUAAUGGAAACGUUUGGAGAGAGAGAUUCUGUUUUAAAGGAGAAAAGUGAUUGUUUUUCUUUCUUUCAUGGACAGUGUUAACCUAAAUGAAGUAUAACUACAGAUAUUAAACAAUAAACACUUUCACUUACACUAAUAUUGUAUAAAUCUGCAACAUAUCUUUUACCCUUUAAUGAAAAUCAUUUCAUUUUCAUAUAUUACCACUGCUUUAUCCUGUUCAGGGUUGCGGUUGGUCAGUUUUUCCUGGAAUCACAGGGCACUAUGCACACACUUCAGACAGGACGCCAAUCCAUUUCGGGAUCCUCACUUUAGGCACAACCAAUCAUGUCUGUUUGUAGACGCCUGGCCUUCUUUUACCUUUUUUUCAAUUUGAAAGAAACGCUAUUGGAAAUUUUAAAAUAAAAAACACUAAAAAAUACCAAACUAUUCAUCAUAUAUAUGAACACCCCCCCCCCCCCCCCCCCCCCCAGUGUUGUUAUUUUCUGUCUCUGUCCGAGCUGCUCUCGUGCCGUAAACGUGUACGUACGUUUGGAACCUGCAUGACUGAACGUUAAUUUAAAGCUUUGUGUAUUUAAAGCAGAUAUAUUGAGUUGUUUUUUGUAUCCCAUGGUAUUGUAAAUGUUACUUCUCUAUGUUACAGAAAUGAGAAAAUGUUUUAUCUUUUUUAUUAUUAAUAUUAUGUCUGUACAGAUUAAUCAGGAAGUGCACUAUUAAACAUAUUCAGAGAAUUAAAA